Molecule: messenger RNA, 3374 nt
Organism: Oreochromis niloticus (Nile tilapia)
Lineage: Eukaryota; Metazoa; Chordata; Actinopteri; Cichliformes; Cichlidae
Exons: 4
Coding region: 471-3374 (967 amino acids)
Biological process (GO): proteolysis
Molecular function (GO): RNA-DNA hybrid ribonuclease activity; aspartic-type endopeptidase activity; nucleic acid binding
Source: RefSeq, a predicted model, not a curated record
UGGUGGCAAGGCCCGGGGCUGAUCCGGUGCCUGACUGGCCGGAUUUGGAUCCGAAUCUCUAUCCUGAUGACCGCUGGCCCGCCAAUGCACCAGGGCAACGUAGACCCGCUGGGAAUUGGGGGACCGGUGGUUCGCAAAGGGGGCGUGGUGGAUCCGGCAGGAGUGGGUUAAGAGCUCAGAGUACGGGGUCUCAACACAACUAUGCCAGCUGGGGCAGCUGCUUUAUCUGUGGAGCAGAGGGGCACUGGGCUCGAAGUUGCCCAGAGGGUCCCAAUAACUACCCGAGGCGGGGCUACUCACGCCAGGCACGCGGAAACAUCAGAGGAGGAGCUGCGUACAGGGGGGCGCACCAAGCUCCGAAUCCCAGUGCAGCGCCUGUCGCCCAGUAUCCAGUCGCUGACUGGGGCUGGGACAGGGAGCAAUACUGACGCCGCCCGGAGAGACCGAACAGUGUGGGUGCGGCAGAACCCAUGCUGUCGAUGACCGUGGAAGGUACAGAACUACCCUUCCUGGUGGACACUGGAGCAACUUAUUCCACAUUGAGAGACACACCUGACUGUGCAACGCUUUCAAAUAGCACAGUCAGUGUUGUGGGUUUCUCCGGGAUUCCGAUGACUCUGCCACUGACUGAUCCAGCUUUGACGCAGCUGGGAAAACAGACUUUGAAACACCAAUAUGUGGUGUCACCACAGGUGCCUGUAAAUCUCAUGGGCAGGGAUCUGCUUGUGAAACUGGGAGCAACUAUUAUGUGUUCGGCAGAUGGCCUGACGGUCUCUCUGCCAGGAGGAAAAGAAUUCCCGUGCCUGGGAUCGCCUUCAAAGACUCAAUAUCUGGUCAGAGACCCUGAGCAGUCCACAGCAGAAAUAUACUGGGGACGACUGGUGGAGGAAGGCAUUCUGAGAAUAUACCAGCAAUGGAGACCCUGGAUAAUGAGCUUGGCCGUCUACUCUGAGCCUAGAGAUCCUUACCACGUCACCCUUUUUUAUGAUAAGGAAGAAGAUGACACCUAUAGGGAACAAUUUGAGAGUGAUCUAGAGGGAGAAACUUGGAAUGUAAAAACACACAAUAUUUACAUUGGACCAGAAGGUGUCGCCGCGGCUGUCAAAUUAACGGAUGAACAAUUGCCCUGGUGCAAUGUGGGAGAGGAUUCAGCCCCUCACAUUACUUUGGCGGUCCAUGUUGGUCAUGAGGCACGAGAACUAGGGCCAAUGGUCAAGCGGGCGCUGGACAACUCUUGGUGGCAAGAACACAAAGAAAUUUCCAGAACACAUGGCAGAGAGAAAACAGAUCAUCCAGACGCGGUGGCUGAACUCCCCAAACUGCCUGACACAUUGUGGUCCAGAGGGCCAACUGAUGUGGGUUUAGCUUCCUGUUCACCUGUUCUUUUCGAGCUGAAGUCGGAUGCGCCCAUCAAUAAACCACAGUACAGGCACAAACCAGAGGCUGACGCAGGUAUUGCAGAAACCAUUGAAGGGCUGUUGCAGGUAGGGGUGUUAGAACCAUCACACUCAUACUGGAACACGCCUAUUUUACCAGUUGAAAAACAGGGCACGGGGAAAUACAGAAUGGCACAUGAUUUGAGAGCUAUUAAUGCCAUAAUACGCACUGAAACUGUUCCUGUGCCUAACCCAUACACAGCUCUCACUGCAAUUACAUGGGACCAGAAAUGGUUCACUUGUAUUGAUUUGGCUAAUGCCUUCUUUUGUCUUCCACUGCACGAGUCACUCAGAGACAUUUUUUCAUUUACAUACAGAGGCAGACAGUUCAGAUACACACGGUUGCCACAGGGCUUUGCACUGUCCCCAGGCAUUUUCAAUCAGGUGCUGAAAGAAGCCCUGUCACCAUGUCAAUUGCCUGAGGGCUGCACAUUAAUCCAGUAUGUUGAUGACCUCCUAAUUGCAGCUCCUUCCAUGGCGGCGUGUGCGGCAGCCUCGCUCGCAGUGUUGAAUCGACUGGCAGAAUGCGGCUUCAAGGUCAGUAAAGAAAAACUGCAGCUGGUCCGACCGGAGGCGUUCACAAUGACCCCACUGAAACAACAGAGGUUGAGCAAAGUUUUAGAUGCACCUAACCUGACAUUCACACAUGAAGGGAUUAAUAUGGCAGAUUUAAUGGGGUCAGGGGAACCACAUGAUUGCGCGAAGAAAGCCCAGGUUGAAGAGAAAGUGAGAAAGGAUCUAAAAGCGGAACCCAUAGCAGGAGCAGAGGAGUGGUUCACAGAUGGAUGCUGCCACAGAGAUGAAGAAGGACUUAAAGCAGGGUAUGCUGUAGUUCGCAGAGUAGAACAGGAGUAUCAGGUAAUAGAGGCAGGAAGGAUUGAGGGACAGCAGUCAGCCCAGAGAGCUGAAGUGAUAGCCCUGAUCCGAGCGCUGCGGUUGGCCAAGAACCUGAAAGUGAACAUUUACACUGACUCAGCAUAUGCGUUUGGAGCCGCACAGGUGGAGCUGGCUCAGUGGAAGAGAGCUGGAUACAGAACUGCAACCAACGCACCGAUCUGCCACAAGAAGGAAAUGGAGGAACUGGAGAAAGCCCUAGAGGAUCCAGAUGAGGUGAGUAUUGUAAAAUGCAAAGGACAUUCACAGGGAGACAAUCCGGUGGCAAGAGGAAACCGGACAGCGGAUGAAGCUGCAAAAAAGGCCGCAGGCUACAAAGGACAGAGACAGAUGGUGCAGGUAACGGCAGAAGAGGAGGGGAGCACCAACACCUUGGAGGAGGUCAGACAGGCUCAGAAGGAAGCAUCCCCAGAGGAAAAGGGGGUGUGGCAGGCUAGAGGAGCCUGGCAGGAGGAAGGCCUGUGGAGGAGCCCGGACGGGCGUCCAGUUUUGACGACUAAAAUGGCAAAGCAGAAGUCAACAGGCUUUACCCCGUACGAGCUGCUGACCGGGAGACAGUUUCCAGCCCCUUGGACAGUGGUCUCGGCGGAGCAGCCCCAGAAAAGGAACAGGUCUCAUGCUGAAUAUUUUAACGAGUUGAAAGCCCUUGUGUCCAGUUUCACAAAACAGGUGACGUGUGAGAACCCCAGAGAGAAAGGAGAGGUCCCUGACGCCAAGGCGGUGUGGCUAAAGGUCAUCAAACGCAAGUGGAAGGAACCCAGGUGGACAGGUCCAUACGAGGUGAUAGGGCGGACGGCUACAGCGGUCCAGCUGAAAGGGAAAGGCGACACCUGGUUCCAUUGGACGCAGUGUGCGGUAGCAGACGAGAGCCUAGUGGACGAGGACUCGGCUCCACCGGACACGGGGGGCAACGAAUCUAAGAGGCAAAAUAAAUCCUCUCCCCCGUGCAACGGGCCGAUCGGUAGUCUACCCGAAAGGCCGAAGCAAGAAGAACCGCUGAGGAGGAGGUCGCCGCGCCUGCAGAAAGGAGCAAUCACAAACUGA